AGCUGAAGCCAGACAAACAAUACAAAACCCACUCUUAACUCACAGAGAAAAUACAAGUGAGACGUAUCACAAACAAAUUAUUAAAAAUUCCUUGGAAGCUCAAAAACACACAAAAAGAAACUCUCUCUCUCUCUCACUCUAAAUCGGCGCCAUGGCCGCUCUACAGUACUUGGAGACACUGCGCAACGCGCAUCCAGAACUUGACGAAUGGUACAACUCACUCGCAGAUCUGUACCAGAAGAAGCUCUGGCACCAACUCACUCUCAAACUCGAACAGUUUGUCGCUCUCGCAGUCUUUCAGGCUGGGGAUGCUCUUAUACAGUUGUAUCAUAAUUUUAUCACCGACUUUGAGACAAAGAUCAACCUUCUCAAGCUUGCACACUUUGCUGUUAUAGUUUCUCGGCAGUAUACAGAGAAAGAUGCUGCCAUUAGCUAUCUUGAAGGGGUGAUUGAAAAGCUUCGAGCAACUAGAGAACAGCGUAUAGAAGAACCAGUCCUUUACAUUAAGAUGCAAAUAGCCAUAUUCAAGCUUGAGCAGGGGGAUCAAAAGGAGUGCAAAAGGCUUUUAGAAGAUGGAAAGAGUACCCUUGACAGUAUGACUGAUAUUGAUCCGUCUGUGUAUGCCAGUUAUUAUUGGGUUUCAUCUCAAUACUAUAAACAUCGUCAGGAAUUUUCUGAGUUCUAUAAAAGUGCUCUUCUUUAUCUGGCAUAUACAUCAGUGGAGUCCCUCUCAGAUUCAUUUAAGCUGGAUUUGGCAUUUGAUCUCUCUCUUUCUGCACUUUUGGGUGAUAACAUCUACAACUUUGGAGAGUUGCUUGCGCAUCCUAUAAUAAAGAGCCUUCUGGGAACUCAGGUUGAGUGGCUGUACUACAUUCUCCAGGCAUUUAACUCUGGUGACUUAGUUCGUUAUCAAGAAUUGUGCCGUGUACACAAUGCUCCCCUGAAGGCCCAGCCAGCAUUAGUUCAGAAUGAGCCAAAGCUAUUAGAAAAGAUUAAUAUUCUCUGCCUGAUGGAAAUUAUCUUUAGCCGGCCUUCUGAAGAUCGAACUAUUCCAUUAAAAGUUAUUGCUGAGCGCACUAAGCUUUCCAUUGAGGACGUGGAGCAUCUUCUCAUGAAGAGCCUUUCUGUCCACCUUAUUGAGGGUAUAAUUGAUCAAGUUGAAGGAACAGUGCACGUUUCGUGGGUACAGCCAAGAGUUCUGGGGAUUCCACAGAUCAAAUCCUUGCGAGAUCGACUGGACAAUUGGUUGGAUAAAGUGCACACUGCUUUGUUAUCGGUUGAGGCUGAAACACCUGAUCUGGUUGCAUCAUGAUUUUUUCCCCAUCAUCUGGUUCUUGAUUUCCUUUCUGCCUACUGUAACAAUUUCGCAAACCAAAAGGCGAAUAAUGAUGGGUGGCUAAGUGGAGAGACUAGCAGCAAGUCUCAUGGGCAGUCAAGGCAAACUUUGUAUGCUUCCCUUUCAUAUUCCAGAAUCCUUUUUCGUGAAACGUCAAUUUUAUUUUUUAUUUUUUUUCUUAAAGGAGCAGCCUGUGUAAUUCUUCACUUAGGAUUUGUGGCUUAUAUAAGGUGGGGUCUGCCAAGAGAUAUGGUGAAUCAGAAGAACAUUCUUUCUUUCUA
Populus trichocarpa (black cottonwood) is the source of this 1617-nucleotide messenger RNA. RefSeq names its product 26S proteasome non-ATPase regulatory subunit 13 homolog B. NCBI's taxonomy places the organism in Eukaryota, Viridiplantae, Streptophyta, Magnoliopsida, Malpighiales, Salicaceae. Gene Ontology annotation, biological process: ubiquitin-dependent protein catabolic process. The coding region runs from base 152 to 1312 and encodes 386 amino acids. Gene Ontology annotation, cellular component: nucleus; proteasome regulatory particle, lid subcomplex; cytosol. Gene Ontology annotation, molecular function: structural molecule activity. The record is from RefSeq and is a predicted model, not a curated record. The transcript is spliced from 6 exons.